This is a messenger RNA of Eublepharis macularius, 1635 nucleotides long. RefSeq names its product keratin, type I cytoskeletal 12-like. Gene Ontology annotation, molecular function: structural molecule activity. The record is from RefSeq and is a predicted model, not a curated record. Bases 1 to 1635 code for a protein of 544 amino acids. NCBI's taxonomy places the organism in Eukaryota, Metazoa, Chordata, Lepidosauria, Squamata, Eublepharidae. The transcript has 9 exons.
AUGAGUUUCUUUAGCCAAUCUUCCAAACAAGGCUCUUGCUCCCGCAGCAACAGAGGAGUGGUAAGAACGUCAGGCAGUGGAACAUGCAGCUUAAGUGGGAGUUCUGGUGGCAGAGUCUUUGGUGGGAACUCCAGCAGUGGUGGUGGUGCAUGGGGCUCUGGCACAGGCAAUGUCCACAGGACAUCUGGAGGUCAAGGAAGAUGGAGAUCUAGCGGCACAGCAUGCAGUGCUGGUGGGUCCUGGGGAUCAAGUGCUGGAUGGGAAGUGUCUGGAUGUGGCUCAGCUGGAGGCUUUAACGGAUUUGGUGGUGGAGAGAGCGGCCUUCUUUCUGGUGAUGAAAAGCAAACCAUGCAAAACCUUAAUGACCGCUUGGCAGCCUACCUUGGCAAAGUGCAUGCUCUAGAGGAGGCUAACACUGACCUCGAGGAGAAAAUUGCAGAGUGGUACAAGAAGAUGGGACAAGGAACCAGCAAUGGAGGGUCACGUGAUUACAGCAAAUAUUAUGCCAUCAUUGAGGACCUCCGGAAACAGAUAAUUACUGCAGUCACAGACAAUGGAAAAGUCAUUUUGCAGAUUGACAAUGCCAGGCUGGCUGGUGCCGAUUUCCAAGUCAAGUACGACAAUGAAGUGUCUCUCCGCCAGAGUGUUGAAGCUGACAUUAAUGGCCUGCGUAGAGUCCUCGAUGAAAUGACCAUGACUAGGAGUGAUCUUGAAAUGCAGAUUGAAAACCUGACAGAGGAGUUGCACUAUAUUAAGAAGAAUCAUGAGGAGGAUGUGGAUUCUGCGGUGGAUUCUACUGCUGGAGACAUAGAUGUAAAGAUCAAUGCUGCACCUGGAGUCAACCUGACCACUCUUCUCAACAAGAUGAGAGCUGAAUAUGAGGCCAUUGCUGAAGAGAACAGAAAAGACAUUGAAACGUGGUUCAUCGAACAGAGUCAAGAACUGAACAAGCAGAUCAGCAGUAGCACUGAAGAGACCAGCACAAACAAGAGCGAGAUUAUGGAACUGAGACGCAGUUUGCAAAACCUGGAAAUCGAACUGCAAUCGCAAUUAUCUCUGAAACAAUCUCUUGAGGCCACCCUAACAGAGGUCGAAGGUCAAUACUGUGCCCAGCUUUCUCAAAUACAAAGAGCAAUAAGCAGUGUGGAGGACCAAGUGCAGCAGAUCAGAGAUGAUACAGAGAGCCAGAACAGGGAAUAUCAGCAGCUUCUAGAUAUCAAGAUCCGCCUGGAGAGCGAGAUUGAAACUUACCACAGCCUGAUGGAUGGGGAAGAGAGAAUGUCUUCAACAUUAGGAGCUACAGAUUCAAGAUCCAGGGCUUUGGGAGCUACAGAUGGAAGAUCCAGAGGUUUGGGUUCUUCUGUCUCCCCAUCUAGGAAUUCUGGAUCUGCAGAUUCGAGGUCUAGAGGCCAAGAAUCCCAAGUCUCCAGCUAUGGAGAGUCCAGAUCCAGAAUUUCAGGAUCUGCAGGCACAAGAUCUAGUGGUAGAAGUUCUGAUGACUCAGGAUCAAGAAGCGGAAGCACUUCCAGAGAUUCACAAAAAACAAGAGUGAUCAAGACAAUUGUGGAAGACAGAAUUGGUGACCAAGUUAUCUCUUCGCAUGUCCAGUCUGUAGAAGAAAAACCAAUAAAAUAA